Suillus paluster is the source of this 947-nucleotide messenger RNA. RefSeq lists its product as uncharacterized. The record is from RefSeq and is a predicted model, not a curated record. The transcript has 11 exons. The annotation marks the transcript as partial. NCBI's taxonomy places the organism in Eukaryota, Fungi, Basidiomycota, Agaricomycetes, Boletales, Suillaceae.
UGCUGUGUUGAGUGUUGCCGUUGCGCCACAUAUUGAUUGCGAUUGUGUGUUAAAAUUCUUGGCGUUCUCUGACAACGUCGUUGUGGCUUGUGCAUCCAUGAACCUCAUGGUUCGGACAUGGGCCAUUUGGAGGGGCAAUCGUUCUGUCUGUCUCUUAUUAGCACUAGUGACCCUAGGGCACUGGUUCACAUUGACACUCGACUCGAAGGAUACGCAAGUCUCAUCAUCUUCCUCCUUCUGUGGAUUCUUAGUCGUAAACCCUACAUAUUCUGCUGCUACGUCCACGUACACCAUGAUCUUUGAUCUUCUACUGCUGAUACUGACCAUGCUCGGCCUUUCGCGAUCGUCUUCGUCUUCGCUCUGGACAACUCUGCGUAGCCAGGGCAUAAUCUACUUCUUCAUCACGUUCUUAGCUAGUGUCAUACCGCUUAUCUUUUCCUGGCUGAACUUCAAUUAUAUCAUGAAUAUCUUCUUUGCCUACCCUGCGGCCUGCGUUAUGACAAUGGCAUCUAGCCGCGCAGUGAUUCCAACAUUCAACACACCUCAUAGGUGAGAUAUCGUAUUCUGGUCAAGGACAUACCACCCUCACCUGAUCGCACGCGGUGGCUGUAUCAGAAUACCCAUCGGUGGCACGACAGAGCGCGGGAAAGAGGGCGUGCGAAUUGCGACUCGCGUCGUCUUGUCUGAAUCACCCGCCUCAGGGUUAGUGUGAUUGAUGGUGGUCGGUGGUGUAUGUUUUUACACGUACUACUGUAUUUCCCAUCCUUGGAGUCUUGCAAUACUUUCAUCCAUUUGUCGCGUUUAUUGCAUAUUAGACAUCACCUCUGCCCCACAUCCUUCCAACGCAUAUACAGUAUGGGACCUGUCAGCCAUCGUUGUGUACGAAAUUUAUUCAAUGGAACCGUUGUAAGUAGUAGGCUGUGUCUUCCUAACUUAUCUUAUUCCCA